AUGGUUGCAAUCCCGACGACUUUCAAGUUAUUGCUGUUAUUAGUUUACUCCGUGGAAAUGCAAAUUAUUGAAGAUGUCAACAAGAGCGGUGGAAUUGAAUUACAUGGAAGAAAUGAAAUAUUGUCGAGGAAAAAAAGAUUCAUCAUAUUCCCCGAAGGAAGCUCUUUCCAGCUUGGUGAGUCCGAGAAAGUCAAUGAGUUUAUAUUGCUUGCUAUUUAUUAUUUUGAAUUUUACAAAUGGAAAUUGUUUUUAUUUUGUACGACAUUUCCAUUGGUAUCACCGAUCGGAGAUAUUGUUCUGUGGGGAUACACAGCGGCCUUAGCCUGGGAAUUACCUCAGGAUCCGUAUUCACCGUUCGAUCAUCACGCCGACCCUUUGCAUAGGCGAAUGGAUUCCAAAGUCGUGUAUUACACGGACGAAGAUGGAAAAGUUAUAUACAGAAGGCCCUACAAGAGGAAAGCUAUCGUGAAUCCUGCAUUCGCGAAACGAAGCGUCGACGUGGACGCAUCGCAAAUAGAAAAAGAGAAAUACGGAAUAGACAGGAAACAGAUGCAUGCCUCGAAAAACAGGCGCGCGAUUUUGAAUAGCACCGACUAUGAGCAACAGACCGUUGAAUUCCACAGGACCAGUCGCGUAUCGCUCUACCAGAAAAUUGAGACAAUGCUUCAAGGACUCGGAGCCAAUGGCAAACACUGCAUGUUGAAGACAUUAUGUAUAGUGGGGAAGACAAAUGACCAUCCCCAAGGAGCUUUCUUACAGGAGAUACUGAGGGCCGUGUUCACGUUACCACAGGGAGGUUCGGAUGAAUUUCAAAAAGAAUAUGAAGCAGCACACUAUGCGAAAGAAUCCUGCGAUGAGCUGUAUCCAGAUUGUGACCAAACUGUUCUGGAAGCUAAUUAUCCUACGUUGAACUAUUGAAUAUAAUAUAUGUAUAUACAACACUGCG
Messenger RNA from Bombyx mori (domestic silkworm), 946 nucleotides. RefSeq lists its product as uncharacterized. NCBI's taxonomy places the organism in Eukaryota, Metazoa, Arthropoda, Insecta, Lepidoptera, Bombycidae. Bases 1 to 918 code for a protein of 305 amino acids. The record is from RefSeq and is a predicted model, not a curated record. The transcript is spliced from 5 exons.